AUGAGGAAAUUAAAAUAUCAUGAGCAGAAAUUAUUGAAGAAAGUAAAUUUUUAUGACUGGAAGAGGACGAAUAAUGUAAGAGAAGUAAAAGUAUUAAGAAAAUAUGUAAUACAAAACAGAGAAGACUAUACAAAAUAUAAUAAAAUAUGUGGAUAUAUAACCAAGUUAGUAUCAAAAUUAAGAUUAUUACCAGAAAAUGAUGAAUUCCGCAUAAAAAUGACAGAUGAAUUAUUAGAUAAAUUAUAUGAUAUGGGUUUAAUUAAUUAUAAAUCUAGUCUAGCUGAAUGUGAAAAAAUAACUGUUUCAUCUUUUUGUAGGAGACGUCUAGCUGUCUUACUGUUCAGGUUAAAAUUUGUUCAAACAAUUAAGCUAGCCAUAACAUAUAUUCAACAUGGAAAUAUAAGAAUUGGAAAUAACGUAAUAAAUAAUCCUUCUUUUCAUAUAAAUAGAAAUAUGGAAGAUCAUAUAAAAUGGGCAGAUGGAUCAAAAAUAUUAAAACACAUACAAAAACAUAAAGAAAGUAAAGAUGAUUAUGAGUUGUUAGGAAAUUAA
Plasmodium adleri (nom. inval.) is the source of this 552-nucleotide messenger RNA. Its product is annotated as U3 small nucleolar ribonucleoprotein protein IMP3, putative. The transcript has a single exon. Gene Ontology annotation, cellular component: small-subunit processome; Mpp10 complex; small ribosomal subunit. NCBI's taxonomy places the organism in Eukaryota, Apicomplexa, Aconoidasida, Haemosporida, Plasmodiidae. Gene Ontology annotation, molecular function: rRNA binding; structural constituent of ribosome; snoRNA binding. The coding region runs from base 1 to 552 and encodes 183 amino acids. Gene Ontology annotation, biological process: rRNA processing. The record is from RefSeq and is a predicted model, not a curated record.